UGUGCCUUCAAAAUGGAUUCCAACUCUAACUUGCCUGUCGAAAAUCUAGUGAAUUCCCACCCAGUGGACCUGCCAUGUCAGGAUUAUGAUGCAUUGUGCCCUGUCUCUGAAUACCUAUCAAGUCUGGAGUCAGGCACGAAGUCAUUUCACCUUCCCAGUGGAGCAGAGGUAAAAGUAACUCAUGACAAUAUAGGCAAGCUCAGGCUGUUUGGGGAGGAUGAACCACCUCAUUACCUUCUUGCCCUCCAUUUACCAGGAGAUGAAACCCAAGUGGUUGCCAUAUACUUGCAUCACAAAUGGUGGCCCAUUAGUGACGUUUUGAAGACAUCCAGCAAAUCCAGAAAUGGUCUUGUAUUGGUGGAGUCAGUGAUGGAGAGAGUUAUACUGUUCCUGCUAAGUCAGAUUGUGUUUGGAAUGUUGGAAAGGUCUCAGGAAGAACACAUAUAUUUCUCAACUCAUCCUGUGUCAGAAUAUGGGAAAAUCUUCUGGCAAGAUGGAGAAGCAGUUGGCUUUUACACUGUUAAAAAGAAAGGAAGACUGUGCAAUGGAUGCACUAGUCAGAGUUACCUUCUCCCUGUGCUGGACACUGUGUUUGUGCGCCGCCACUGGAGGAGGAACGGCCUAGCCAUGCAGAUGCUCCAGGAUUUCUGCAAGUCCAUGCCCACAGAGAGGGUGCUGGGCAUUAGCUACCCCAUAUCUCCCAGUAUGUAUGGAGUAUGCAAGAAGUACCUAGAGACUCACCAGGAACAAAGGGAGCGCCUCUAUGAAGUGGAGGCUCCUGGGAAUUGGAGUCAGAGACACAACGUGUGGUUGAGCAUACUAGUCCAGCACCAGCCAACACACACUGGCACUAUUGUCAAGGCUGCUGUUAUAGAGAAUUAAUCAUCAACUUCUGACCUAUCAGAUUUGGGAAUUCAAAAGCUAAGGAGCCUUCUGACUAUUGCGUUUAAAGUGUUUAAAAUGAUUUGUGUUUAAAAGAUUUCAAAGUUUUAUUUUUUCUUCUUUAUUUUCAUGUGAGAUAAACAAAGUGGUUAUCGUUAUCAUGUCUCAGCUAUAAUGUUAUGAUUUUUGUGCAUAUGAUUUCAGAUGAGAGUCCACACAUCACACAAGCUACUGACAAACAGCUCACAUGCAAUAAAGGGAAGACGAGCAUGCCACGACUCACAGGCACUGAACCAAGCAUGUACCAGACAAGAUAUGUAGAGAAGCAACUAACUGACCGGGCUGGGACACCAAAGUGUAAAAAAGCCAAGAUAUCCUAGUAAAUUCUGUUUUACUGAAUGGGUCUAGAUGUGGAAGGCCUAUGAACAAGCUAUACUUUGUCACUGUUAUGCAUCAGUCUCAGGGAUGUGUGGUUGCAGUGCAAUAUAAAACUCUGAUUGCAGAAGUAAUGGAGUGUAUGAUGGAAUGGUGAUUUUCAAGGUCUUGUGUUCCCUGUAAACAUGAAUGUGAAUCACAACUGUGUUAGUAUGAUACAGAAUUGACUGUUUAAACAGUGUCCAAAAAUCUAUAUUAAAAAUAGAAAAUAAAAAAAUGUAAAAAAAAAAAAAAAAAAAAAUUUAUUUAAAAACCCUUGAGUUAGUCAAUAUUACCUAUCUCUAGUGUUUUAAUAAAGAUCAAUGCAGUGUUCGCUACUAUUAACUUUUGAGCAAAUCCUCUUUUUAUACUUAUUACUGUUAAUUUUCUUUCCCACUUACCUUAUGGAGCAUCAGAAAGGAAAAGACAAUAAUCAGAUACAGAAAUUUCAAGGUUAUUUGUCAAGAACAAAAACGUUCAAAUUCCAUUUCAAACAAAACUACACCUACUACAGCAGUAAUGGGAGUUGACAGAUGCAUAGCAUUACAAAAUACUGAACAACAAUCACAUUUAAACUAAUCUGUAACCAUAUUAGUUGUCAGCUAGAGCUUAAUGUAUCUUUUCUCUUUUCUACCAUAAAGGUGUCAUGUGGAAAACACUCUUAACCUAAGCCUAAGAAAGAAUUCAUGAGAAAACAUCUGACUUUUUUUAUUUUAUGCUCUAUUUGUACAUCUGGAAGUGUUUUCCUUUUGAGAAAAACAAAUUAACUUUCAACCCACACGGUCUGUUUCCAAGUGUUCAGGAUGUUGUGUAUAAUCUCCCUGGUGAAGCCGAUUCAAUGUUGUUAAAAAAAAACAAACCCUAAUGUUUUUAUCAAUCUAGAUUCAGACUUGGCAUUCAAAUCCCAGAUUUGUUCACCUGAAAACAAUAGAUAAUACUGUUUAUUCACCACAUAUAAAGCACAUAUUUGAGAUACUGUUUUUUCUUACUCACUUCCAAAAUGUAUGAGUGUAUUUAAUUUUGUGUUAUUUAAAAUAAAUGUAUUUAUUAUAAAAUGGGAUGAAUAAUCAGCAUUUCGUUAAAUAAUGCUAUAUAAUGGACAUUUUUAACAUUAACAGUAACAUUUGGAUGUAAUGGAAAUUGCCUGUGUGUGUG
Ictalurus furcatus (blue catfish) is the source of this 2451-nucleotide messenger RNA. It is a transcript of the gene fam169b, whose product is annotated as family with sequence similarity 169 member B. Bases 13 to 882 code for a protein of 289 amino acids. The record is from RefSeq and is a predicted model, not a curated record. NCBI's taxonomy places the organism in Eukaryota, Metazoa, Chordata, Actinopteri, Siluriformes, Ictaluridae. The transcript is spliced from 9 exons.